CUGACAACCCAGCCACGGCGGAGGCAGCGCCACUCGACUGAAGACGACACCGGGAUCAUUGCUGUCUCCAAAAAUAUUUUUUCCCAAAAACGGCUCAGAAUUCAAGGCCUUCAUUUUUUUUUUUUACACACAAAAAUCUCCUCAGGGAUGCAGAAGCUGGCCAUGUGAAGUACGCUGGAUGCCACCCUCAGGCGGAUGCUGUGGUUCAGCCCAGGCCUGCUUCUCCUACUCCAUCCACAGGUGCCGCGGUGGAGCGAGGCCACAUGGACAGCGAGCGCCGUGGCCCGCCGGCCGAAUGCGAGCUCGCGCGCGGGUAACGGCACACGGGAGCCUAAACCUCCGCCGACAAUCCUCUGCUGAAGUGGGCACCCCCCUGCCCACCUACCCCCUGCCGGGGGCUUAUCGGAGACUGGGAAAUGAGUCUUUUGGAUCCCUCCAUGGAGCUGCUCCUGAUUAACAGGCUUCCGCACCAGGAGGCCGACCUCCGGUGUGAGGGGAAAGUUGUUUUCGAGAGGGAUUUGGGAAGUUUUUUCAACGCGUUAACAGGGGCAAAUUAUGCCAGCAGCACUAGAGUCCCUAUACCUGGUGACGUGCCGACCCUCUGGUCAGACCGGCCUGCAGGCCCCCCGCCGACCGCUCUCUCCUGGCAGGCCGCGAUCCAUGCCGCCAAGCAGGCUCGGGCCGCCCAGACCAUGAGCACCAGCGCCAGCUGUGCCGUCCCGGUCGCGUCGCUGUCCCAGAAGAAGAGGCAGCAGUACGCCAAGAGCAAGAAGCCGAGCGGCGGAACUAACAGCAGGCCACAGCGCGCCCUCUUCUGUCUGAGCCUCAGCAACCCCAUCCGGAGGGCCUGCAUCAGUCUAGUAGAGUGGAAGCCAUUUGAUAUCUUUAUAUUACUGUCGAUUUUUGCCAACUGUGUGGCCUUAGCUGUUUACAUUCCCUUCCCAGAAGAUGAUUCCAAUUCCACUAACCACGACCUGGAAACAGUAGAAUAUGCCUUCCUUAUCAUUUUUACAAUUGAAACUUUUUUGAAGAUCAUAGCAUAUGGAUUAGUCAUGCACCAGAAUUCCUACGUGAGGAACGGCUGGAACAUGUUGGAUUUCAUCAUUGUAAUAGUAGGACUGUUUAGCGUCAUCCUUGAAGUAUUAACCAAAGAGGGAGAUGCUGCAGGCCAAUCAGGUGGCAAGCCGGGCGGCUUUGAUGUCAAGGCCCUGCGAGCCUUCCGGGUACUGCGUCCCCUCAGGCUGGUGUCCGGUGUCCCCAGUUUACAAGUAGUUUUGAACUCCAUUAUAAAAGCCAUGGUCCCUCUCCUCCACAUUGCACUCCUGGUGUUAUUUGUCAUCAUAAUCUAUGCCAUUAUAGGACUGGAGCUCUUCAUUGGGAAAAUGCAUGCAACAUGUUACUUCACUGGCACAGUAACGAUGGCUGAGGAGGAACCUUCGCCGUGCGCUAUCUCAGGUCAUGGGCGUCACUGCCCCAGCAACGACACCGUCUGCAGGGACGGCUGGCACGGCCCCAACUGGGGCAUCACCAACUUCGACAACUUCGCCUUUGCUAUGCUGACUGUGUUCCAGUGCAUCACCAUGGAGGGCUGGACCGACGUGCUCUACUGGAUGAAUGACGCCAUGGGUUUCGAAUUGCCGUGGGUUUACUUUGUCAGUCUGGUCAUCUUUGGCUCUUUCUUCGUUUUGAACCUUGUCCUCGGUGUGUUGAGCGGAGAGUUCUCCAAGGAGAGGGAGAAAGCCAAAGCACGCGGAGACUUCCAGAAGCUGCGGGAGAAGCAGCAGCUGGAGGAGGACCUGAAAGGGUACCUGGACUGGAUCACGCAGGCCGAGGACAUCGACCCCGAGAAUGAGGAGGAGGGCGAUGAGGAAGGCAAGCGCAACGGCAACAUGCCCGCCAGUGAGACGGAGUCGGCAAACACAGAGAAUGCGAACGGGGAGGACGACAAGGCACGCUGCUGUGCCCCCCUCUGUCAAAAAAUAGCAAAGUCAAACUUCAGCCGGCGUUGGCGUCGCUGGAACCGGUUCUGCCGCAGGAAGUGCCGAGCAGCUGUGAAGUCGGUGACCUUCUAUUGGCUGGUGAUCAUCCUCGUGUUCCUCAACACGCUCACCAUCUCCUCUGAGCACUACAACCAGUCCGACUGGCUCACGGAGGUGCAAGAUGUCGCCAACAAGGUGCUGCUUGCAAUGUUCACCUGUGAGAUGCUGGUGAAGAUGUACAGCCUUGGCCUGCAGGCCUAUUUUGUGUCCCUCUUCAAUCGCUUUGACUGCUUCGUGGUUUGUGGUGGCAUCACGGAAACGAUUCUGGUGGAGAUGGCGAUCAUGUCCCCGCUGGGGAUCUCUGUGUUCCGCUGCGUGCGUUUGCUGCGAAUCUUCAAAGUGACACGCCAUUGGGCCUCUCUCAGUAACCUGGUGGCCUCCCUCCUCAACUCCAUGAAGUCCAUCGCCUCCCUGCUGCUGCUGCUCUUCCUCUUCAUCAUCAUCUUCUCCCUGCUGGGCAUGCAGCUCUUCGGUGGCAAGUUCAACUUCGAUGAAACUCAGACCAAGCGGAGCAACUUCGACAACUUCCCCCAGUCCCUCCUCACCGUGUUCCAGAUUUUAACAGGUGAAGACUGGAAUGCCGUCAUGUACGAUGGAAUAAUGGCAUAUGGCGGUCCCGCCUCUUCUGGGAUGAUAGUCUGUAUAUACUUCAUCAUUCUGUUCAUCUGUGGAAACUACAUCCUGCUCAAUGUCUUCUUGGCUAUUGCUGUGGACAACUUAGCAGAUGCCGAAAGUCUGAAUUCAGCCCAGAAGGAGGAGGAAGAGGAAAAAGAAAGGAGGAAGAACGUCAGAAGCGGCAGCAUAGAUAAGACAGAUGAUGAGAAAAUGGAAGACAGAGAUGCCAAGAUGCCAUUGGAGGGUUUCGAUGAGCGGGACUCCUACUCCUCCAGAAACAAGCCAGGAGACGAAGAUGAGGAGGACCCUGAACUUCCAGUUGUCCCACGGCCGCAGAGACUCUCAGAUCCGAGCCUUAGGGAGAAGGUCCCUCCCAUUCCUGAAGGCAGCGCCUUCUUUGUUCUGAGCAGCACUAACCCAAUUCGGGUGGCAUGCUACAGGCUGAUAAACCAUCAGAUAUUUACCAACCUGAUCUUAGUGUUCAUCAUGCUCAGCUCUGUGUCACUCGCUGCUGAAGACCCAAUACGCAGCUCCUCCGCCAGGAACAUCAUUCUUGGUUAUUUUGACUACGCUUUUACGACCAUAUUCACCGUUGAGAUCUUGCUGAAGAUGACUGCGUUUGGGGCAUUCCUGCAUAAGGGUGCAUUCUGCAGGAAUUAUUUCAACCUACUGGAUCUUCUAGUUGUGGGAGUUUCCUUGGUGUCUUUUGGCAUUCAGUCCUCGGCCAUCUCAGUGGUGAAGAUCCUUCGAGUGCUGAGAGUGCUCAGGCCUCUCAGAGCCAUUAAUCGAGCCAAGGGUCUCAAGCACGUGGUCCAGUGUGUUUUUGUGGCCAUCAGGACUAUUGGCAACAUCAUGAUCGUCACAACGCUUCUGCAGUUCAUGUUUGCAUGCAUAGGUGUGCAGCUCUUCAAGGGAAAGUUUUACCGAUGUACUGACGAGGCCAAAUCUAGUCCAGAGGAAUGCAAGGGAACCUAUAUUAUGUACAAGGAUGGUGAAGUUCAUAUGCCAGCCGUGCGAGAGAGGGUGUGGUAUAACAGCGAGUUCAAUUUUGACAACGUCCUGAUGGCCAUGAUGGCGCUCUUCACUGUGUCCACUUUCGAGGGGUGGCCCGCGCUGCUCUACAAGGCUAUUGACUCCAACCAAGAGAACCUGGGCCCCAUCUACAACUACCGCAUUGAGAUCUCCAUCUUCUUCAUUAUUUACAUUAUCAUCAUUGCCUUCUUCAUGAUGAACAUCUUCGUCGGUUUUGUCAUCGUCACAUUCCAGGAGCAGGGGGAGAAGGAGUACAAGAACUGUGAGCUGGACAAGAACCAGCGGCAGUGUGUGGAGUACGCCCUGAAGGCACGUCCACUGCGGAGAUAUAUUCCCAAGAACCCAUACCAGUACAAGUUCUGGUAUGUGGUAAACUCCACCGGCUUCGAGUACGUCAUGUUUGUGCUCAUCAUCCUGAACACACUCUGCCUCGCCAUACAGCACCAUGGCCAGUCCCCUCAUUUUAACUAUGCCAUGGACAUUCUCAAUAUGGUCUUCACCGGCGUCUUCACGGUGGAGAUGGCUCUCAAGUUAAUUGCCUUUAAACCAAGGCACUAUUUCGCUGAUGCAUGGAACACUUUCGAUGCCUUAAUCGUUGUUGGUAGCGUCGUUGACAUCGCCAUCACAGAAGUGAAUCCAACAGACACUGUCAUGGUGGAGGUGGAGGCAGGGAACACCGAGGACAGUGCCAGGAUCUCCAUCACCUUCUUUCGCCUCUUCCGGGUCAUGCGACUGGUCAAGCUUUUGAGCAGAGGAGAGGGCAUUCGGACGCUCCUUUGGACGUUUGUCAAGUCCUUCCAGGCCUUACCCUACGUCGCGCUCCUCAUAGCCAUGCUGUUCUUCAUCUACGCCGUCAUCGGGAUGCAGGUGUUUGGGAAGAUCGCCAUGGUGGAUGGCACACAAAUCAACCGAAACAACAACUUCCAGACAUUUCCUCAGGCUGUCCUCCUGCUCUUUAGGUGUGCCACUGGGGAGGCCUGGCAGGAGAUCAUGCUGGCUUGUCUGCACGGGAAACUGUGCGACCCAGAGUCAGACUACAACCCCGGGGAGGAAAGGACCUGCGGAAGCAGCUUUGCCAUCAUCUACUUCAUCAGCUUCUACAUGCUCUGCGCCUUCCUGAUCAUUAAUUUAUUUGUUGCUGUCAUCAUGGACAACUUUGACUAUCUGACUCGUGAUUGGUCAAUCCUUGGUCCUCACCAUCUGGAUGAGUUUAAGAGGAUCUGGUCUGAGUAUGACCCAGAAGCAAAAGGAAGAAUCAAACAUCUGGACGUGGUGACGCUCCUGCGUCGCAUCCAGCCCCCCCUGGGAUUUGGCAAGCUGUGCCCCCAUCGAGUGGCCUGCAAGAGACUGGUUGCCAUGAACAUGCCUUUAAACAGCGAUGGGACGGUCAUGUUCAACGCAACGUUGUUUGCCUUGGUGCGGACAGCUCUGAAGAUCAAGACUGAAGGAAACCUGGACCAGGCCAACGAGGAGCUGAGGGCCGUCAUCAAGACUAUCUGGAAACGAACCAGUAUGAAACUUCUGGACCAAGUGGUUCCCCCAGCUGGUGAUGACGAGGUGACCGUGGGGAAGUUCUAUGCCACCUUCCUGAUACAGGACUACUUUAGGAAAUUUAAGAAACGCAAGGAGCAGGGCCUUGUGGGUCGACACCCGUCCAAGAACACAACCAUGGCACUACAGGCCGGCCUCCGCACUCUACAUGAUAUCGGACCUGAGAUCCGUCGGGCCAUAUCAUGUGACCUGCAGGAUGAAGAUCUGGUGGACUUUAAUCCUGAUGAUGAUGAGGAUAUUUAUAGGAGGAACGGGGGACUUUUUGGUAAUCAUGUCAAUCACGUCAAUGGGGACCAGAGGAACUCCAUGCAUCUGACCAAAGCAACACAACGCCCUCUUCAGAUCCACCUACCACCCAACCACGGAAAGCCACCCUACAGCCACCUCAACAACUCGUGCUUUAAGUCCCCAAAAUCGACCAAUGCCAACCUCAACAAUGCCAACGUGUCUAGCUUCCCUGGGUCCAAGGUCCGUCGGCCUUCAACAAAUGGGUUCCCUGCCCGCGGCUCCUGCUUUAAAAAUGACCAUGACACACGCAAGAAAUCAUAUGCAAAAAGGACCCGCUACUGUGAGACCUAUCUGAGGUCAGAUACGGGGGAUGGCUGGCAUCCCGCCAUCUGCAAAGAGGACCAUUCUUUGGAGGACUACUCUGACCUGGACUGCUGCUCUCUGGAGUAUUACAGUGGCGAGGAGUUCUGUGACGACGACAGAUCCUGUAAAGAGGUGCAUAGCAACAGCGACCACGAUUAUGAAACCCCGAGGGGUUACUACCCUGCAGGCGCCCAUUGCCAUCAUGAAGACGAGUCCCCUAUUUUCCACGAGUCACGCAAGUCGCCAAAGAGACGACUGCUUCCUCUGACAUUGCAAGCGCACCAAAAGCCAUCCUUCAGUUUUGAGUGUCUCAGGAGACUCAACAGUCAAGAUGAGAUACCACUGUCUCCACGUCUCACUGCUUUACCUCUUCAACUAAUGCAGCACCAGGUGAUGGCUGUGGCUGGGAUGGACUCGAACCUAGCACUCUCCCCCUCCUGCUCGAUCUACUCCUGGGCCACACCACCUGCCACCCCCAUAAAGAAGGAGCAUUCUCCCUACUGCACCCCUUUGAUCCAAGUGGACCGGCCUAGAGGGGAGAGGAGGCGGAGCAGCAGCCAGAUGUCUGUGUACCGGAGCUCCUGGUACACGGAGGACUCAGACCGACGGCAAAGGACCCGUGUACCAAGACACCUGCAGAUACCGAUGGAGUUCUGCCACCUGUACGAGCAGAAGAGGGGGAGUGCCAGCAGCCUAGUGGAGGCGGUCUUGAUAUCCGAGGGGCUGGGCCAGUUUGCCAAGGACCCAAUGUUUGUCACAGCGGCAACACGUGAGAUCGCAGACGCAUGCGAGCUAACCAUCGACGAGAUGGAGAGUGCGGCGAGCCACCUGCUGAACAGCGGCACGCUGCCGGGGGCCGGCGGGGGGGAAGGUGGGUCGGGCCGCGCCCGCCGAGGGGACUACGAGCUGCAGGACAUCUCUGCUGGCUACAGUGAUGAGGAGUCCGAGCGCUCUAGCAGGAGGUACGAGGAGGACCUGGCAGAUGAAAUGAUAUGCAUUUCGAACGUGUAGCGCUCGCUGUGACCCCAAACACGGAAUGGACACGUGUUCAGCUGCCUGCCAAGAGAAGUGCCUUUUCUAGCAGAGUGCAGAAAGGCAAUUGCGGGUAGACGGGGGAGAGUAGCUGCGAGGCUGCGGGCCCGAGGGACAGCCCCGCCUGCUCUGGGACGGUAGAGCCACGCGGCCAACCGACAGCCUGCGGCGAGGAGUCGGCGGCCAUGUUCUUAGGCAGAAAUGGGAGCAUGAGCCACCAGAGUAUUGCUGAGUCCAAGGGAAGUGCAAGAAAGCCACUGCUGUGAAACUCAAAAGCCAGACAGGCGCAUGCAGGCGAGCAGUCAGCAAUGUUACAGCUGGUGGGCAUCCAGUAGGAUAGACUGCAUCAUUACCUCAGUCGCUCCAUUUUCCAUUGGCAUAUCAAAGAAAAUGGUCUUUCCUGGAGAACAUAUCAUCCACAAAGGAUGACGUGUCGCACUGGGCUCCGAGCGAAGUGUGGAAAAUCAUAAUGCUGCCCUUUUUUUGGCCACGAAACGAAGAAAUUACACUUUGUUAAUUUUAAAAUUAAAGUAAACCAGAAGAGCGCAAUCACUUGCAUUUGCCCCAUUAUCAUUCUAAGGAAUAAAUAGCUAACACGCAUUAACGAAAUAUGCAUAUAAAUGCUUCAACAGCCAAGUUAUUUUUAACACUCGGAAUAGCUUAUUUAUGAAAAAAUGGAGUGUAAAUCAAAUGUAAUAUAAAGAGAUUUCUAUAUUUUGUAACAGUAUACGACACAGACAGCAAUAUGUUGUGUAUAUAUUGUUAUACGUAUGUGUUUUGGAAUGUGUGUUUGCACAUGACAUGCGAAAUGAUGUUGCACCUGAAAGAAAAAACCCUCCCUGCUACACGUCUUCUUUAACACUGUAAACUAGUAUAAACAAACAUACAUACGAAGACCAAACAACGCCAACAGCAAUAAUAAUAAUAAUUGUUAUUUUUAUUAUUAUUAUUAUUAUUUGUGGAAUUAUUAGAUGAUCAUUUUUCAUAUCAUGUGCAAAGCCGGUGGCCAGGUAGGUCAAGUACGAUGUUAAACUGUUAUAGAUGCAGAAACUGCGGACACGAUUACUGGGUUGCAUGUGUUAACUAGAAUUCACUAUUUUAGUUAUUUAAGGAGAGAAACAUUUUAAAGUCAGUAAACACAGAUUUUUUUUUUAUAGUUCUUUAUAGAAACACCUUUCACUUGCUCAUUUACACGUUUAUUUUUCUUUGCCUUUUAGGUAAGUGGUGAUAAUUUGGAUGGACUAUUGAACAUGAAUGAAUGGACAGAUUAAUAUUUUUCCUAGAACAGCUGAAGAGUUUAAUGGAAAAUGGAUUCGAACCCACAACCCCUUUUAAAAUAUUAAGCCACAGAGAUUUAAAAUAUUUUAUUUUUGUACAGCAUCUACCCUUUAAUGCUAGAGCAAUAUUAUUUCCUUGCUGACCCCUGAUAAUUAGCCAGUGUUGUUUUUGAUAAUCCCUCCACACAUACAGGAAAAUGGAAUGAUGCCAAACUGCCUAACACUAUGCUGUAUUAGUUACACAGAAAGACCACCUGCCUAUACUCCUCUGCAUAUUACCUUCGGUUUUGUUUCGACUCCAUUAUACCUCCAUCGAUGCAAAUAUUUUACACACCUCUGAAUAAAAAGUGUUUCUGUA
This is a messenger RNA of Brienomyrus brachyistius, 8495 nucleotides long. Its product is annotated as voltage-dependent L-type calcium channel subunit alpha-1D-like. NCBI's taxonomy places the organism in Eukaryota, Metazoa, Chordata, Actinopteri, Osteoglossiformes, Mormyridae. Gene Ontology annotation, biological process: calcium ion import across plasma membrane. Gene Ontology annotation, cellular component: membrane; voltage-gated calcium channel complex. The record is from RefSeq and is a predicted model, not a curated record. Gene Ontology annotation, molecular function: high voltage-gated calcium channel activity. The transcript is spliced from 48 exons. Bases 417 to 6839 code for a protein of 2140 amino acids.